UCCGCAGGCUGCCUGGCUUCGGCCGCUGCGAUGUUGCCGGCGGCGUCGGUGCGCACGGGCGGGAGCUGGGAGCGGGCCUCCGGCGGCCCAGCGCCCCCAGAAAAUACAAGAGACAUCAUAAUGAUAUAUGAAGAAGAUGCUGAGGAAUGGGCUCUGUACUUGACAGAAGUUUUUUUACAUGUUGUGAAAAGGGAAGCAGUCCUGUUAUAUCGCUUGGAGAAUUACUCUUUUUGGGAUUUGGAAUUGCUGAGCUUAAACUCUUACAAAUGUAAACUUUUGAUAUUAUCAAAUGGCCUGCUUAAAGACCUAACUCCAAGGAAAUGUCAGUUUCUGGAAAAGGUACUUCAUUCACCAGAAAGUGUGGUUACUCUGCUGUGUGGGGUGACGAGUUCAGAUCAGCUCUACAAAUUACUAAAUAUCGCUGGAGGCAGAUGGGAGAUGUCUACUGAGCAGGAGCCCCAAGAUUACAUUGCUGUAAUUGAGAGUAUCAUAUUCAGAGAUUUUCCUGCUGGCUCUGUCAAUGUCCGCGUCUACUGCGAUGGAGUCAUGAAGGCCACAACAGAGAUGAAAUACUCUACAACAGCAAAGCCUGUGGAAAACCUACUGGGAAUGGCACAUCCAGGAGAUGGUGUGUGCCAG
Messenger RNA from Leptonychotes weddellii (Weddell seal), 639 nucleotides. NCBI's taxonomy places the organism in Eukaryota, Metazoa, Chordata, Mammalia, Carnivora, Phocidae. The record is from RefSeq and is a predicted model, not a curated record.